AGGGAUGUAAUUCCCCGGAACUAGAUCUAGACUGUUUUUAUAAAAUGGCGUAGUAAAGGAAAAGGUAAAGUCUUCCAAAAAACAUAUUGCCACCAACGUUGGAAAAGCCAUUAUGAAUAUUGUUUUUAGAGUUGCAUUUUGAUAAUAAAAAGAACCAUGAAGGUAGUAUGUGUUGUUAAUGAGAAUGGUGAGCUGAAGGGUCCUGCAGUCAGCAGUGAGCUAUUGCUAGCUAGAGAAAAGGCUUUUAAGGAGUUACAGACAGUUGUUAAAGAAGCAAAUGGCACUUUAGAAUUAGUGCCUUUUCAGAAGUUAGACUUUGGUGAGACAGCUGUCCUUGACACAUUCUACAAUGCUGAGCUGGCAGUGGUGGACAUGUCUCUGUCAGUGCAGCAGGCACCACUGUUUUACCAUAUUGGCAUUAGGCAGUCAAUGGGUAUGAAACACAAUAUUGUCACCAUCUUUGAUUCAGAUCCAGAGAUGUCCAUGUCACUCAAGAUGUCCUGUCAAGCAGGCAUUCUCUUUCUUCCUUACCAAAUUGAUGGCAAUGGUCAGUGUGUUGUGAGUGAUCCAGGAGCCACAAGAAUGUCUGAACUAUGUGUUAUCCAUCCUGAAACUAUUGGGCUUGGGAAAAAACUGAAGACUAUGUUUGAAGAUAUGGAUGAAGAUAAUAUAAUUCACGCUAAAGAACGAUUUUUAAGUGAUCUCAGGAAAGCCAGAGAGACUUACAAAGGAGAAGAUCUAAAACAGGCCUUAUUGGGAAUGCGUAGAAGGCUUGACGACCCCCAGUUGUUAACUGUAGACACUGUAUUCAAUAUGCUGAUUUCCUUCCGAGAGGUCCAGGACUACAAAGCAAUGGUUAAACUUGUUGAAGAUGUCAGUACCUUCCCUUUCAUUAAGAUUGAGAACAACAUUGGCAUACAGUAUUUGUAUUCCUUUUCAUUAAAUAGGAAUGGUAACAGAGAAAAAGCAUUGAGUGUUAUAUUGAAGGCAAUAGAGAAGUCAGAAACUCCUGUUCCUGACAUGAUAUGUUUGUGUGGUCGAAUCUAUAAGGACAAGUUUGUUGAUUCUGAUUACACUGAUCAAGACGCUCUUCAUAAUGCAAUCACCUGGUAUAGAAAGGGCUUUGAAGUUCAGCCCAAUGAAUAUGCUGGGAUAAAUCUAGCCACACUACUUGUUAUCUCUGGCAAAGACUUCAGUACUUGUACUGAGCUCCAGAGAAUUGGUAUUACACUGAACAACCUAAUUGGUAAAAAAGGCAGCUUAUCAUCUCUGAACAACUAUUGGGAUGUGGCAACAUUCUUUGAGAUUAGUGUUCUGGCAGAAGACUUCAACAAAGCUGUUCAGGCAGCUGACUGUAUGUACAGACUGGAGCCGCCAGAAUGGUAUUUAAAAUCCACAAUAGGGAACAUUACUCUCAUAAAUAGGUUUCGUAAGAGCAAAAAUAACAAUAUCAACAGUAAGGAAUCUCAGCUUUUUGUUUUUUGGAUGGAUUUCUUUAUUGAAGUCUCAAAACCAUUAUCAGAAUUGACUAGCAGUCAGUUUCCUGUACUUCUUCUUGAACCCAACAGAGAGUUCAUUCCAAGCUACAUCCAAAUUAAUGUAGAAAUCCAAGAAAAGAAUGUACGUUUGUGGCAUGUUUGGCAAGACCCUAAAGAUCAUCGUCCAAAUGAUUGGACAUUUCCUGCUGAAACUAUCAAAAGAGUCAGCUUGUACAAGCGAGACUCUAGAGCUAUAUUCCUGUAUGUUCAAGAUAUCUCAGAUGAUGACUAUCAUAUUUUUUUCUCAUCAGAUGACCAGGCUCAAAGAUUUUAUAGAAUGAUGAGUUCAUUAGCCACAAGUCCUGACUGUUUGAAUGAUGAAGAUGACAUUGAAGAUGUAGUGGAUUAUGUCUAUGAUCUGGAUGAUAAAGGUAACCGCAUACUUCUGGGUAAAGGUACAUAUGGUGCAGUUUAUGCUGCUAGAGAUAAAAAAACACAAAUAAAAGUGGCAGUUAAAGAAGUGCCUGAGAAGUAUCACCAAGAGGUGCAGCCAUUACAUGAAGAAAUAAAACUACAUAUGAGACUUAGCCAUAAAAAUAUUGUCAGAUAUCUAGGCUCAGUGAGUGAAGAGGGCUAUUUUAAAAUCUUCAUGGAACAAGUUCCUGGAGGAAGUCUUUCCCAGUUAUUGAGGUCUAAGUGGGGUCCCCUGAAAGAAAAUGAGCCUACCAUUGCAUUUUAUACCAAACAAAUAUUGGAAGGAUUAAAAUACUUGCAUGAUAACAAGAUAGUCCACAGAGAUAUCAAAGGUGACAAUGUUCUUGUAAACACUUACAGUGGAGUUUUAAAAAUCUCUGACUUUGGAACUUCUAAAAGGCUGUCAGGGAUCAAUCCCUGUGCUGAUACUUUUGCUGGUACAAUUCAGUACAUGGCACCUGAAGUCAUUGAUAAAGGUAUCAGAGGAUAUGGCCCACCUGCUGAUAUUUGGUCUCUAGGCUGUACAGUUAUAGAAAUGGCUACUGGUAAACCACCUUUUAUUGAGCUUGGAUCACCAGAAGCUGCCAUGUUUAAAGUAGGUUUCUACAAGAUGCAUCCACAAAUACCAGAGUCCAUGUCAUCUCGAGCUAAAGAAUUUUUGCUGAGAUGUUUUGAGCCUGAACCCCAAAACAGAGCUACAGCAACAGAGCUUUUGGACCAUCCAUUUUUAUAUGAAAAUUUGGGCAGCAGAAGAAAAAGAGCUAGAAAAACAAAAGAAGAGCAUGAACAUGUUGACUUUCUGAGAAGUGUUUCAGAACCAAUGGGGAAAGGUAAAAGCAUGGAUGAACUGAAACUAAGGAUACCUAGAAUCACAAAACUUCAGACAGAGCUGUUUGGUAGCCAGGAAAACCUUCGUGAAGAGCUUGAUACAAUAGAUGAGGGGCGCAGGCUCCUCAGUGUCCCCAUGACAAUUCUUACACCUGCUUCCAGUAGUGCGGAUCUCAAUUCAAUGGAUGAUCAUCCAAGGGAAGACUUCAGACAGAGAAGUCUUUCCGACAGCCAUACAAGGCUACCUCGGAGAAGAUUUUAUUUGACCUCACCCCAACAGCAAACUCAGAGUUUCAGCUCUGAGUCAAACAUGUCUACAGACACAAGCCCUGUUCAGACGUACUUGUUAUCUCCUGACAUUGAAUCUCAUGAGUCAUACAAUCGAGAAGGAGGAUUUUAUCUUCUGCGCAAGGAUUCAGAAAGAAGGCAGACACUAGGACGAAUACUAGAGCAGGAUCAUGUUAAGAUUUGUGCUAACUGGUACACUAUGCUACAUAAAGAUACUACUAUAUCAAGACCAAAGCUUUCAUUGGAUCAUUUGAUGUAUAUUUUGAUGGGUAUAAAAGAAUUCAUACUAGAGCAAUCUAAAACAUCUAUUAAAGAAGCAAUUGAUAAAUUAUUAGAUACACUGAAGAAAGAAGAGCUGGAGUUAGAUGCACCUGUACUUAUGGAAAUCCAGUUAGCCCUUUAUGUCUUUCAAGAUGCUGUGAGUAUGAACCUAAGAGAACACAGCAUCAAACCUCACUGGAUGUUUGCCUUGGACAACCUUUUACGACAGGCUGUGCAGGUUGCCAUUACUAUCUUGUCUCCAGAAUUAGGAGCCAAUCUGACCAGUACAACCAGAGGUGAUGAGGAAGUUGUGACAUCUGGAGUUUCAUCUGCCAAUUCUUUGAAAGCACAAACGUAUCGUAAGCAAGUAGCCAAUGAGUUAGAGAAUCAGAGUGCAAUAUUACAAGAAGAAAACUUAAGAUUGCUUUAUGAACUGGUGGAGACUCAGAAGGAAUAUCAAUCCAUUUUAAAACAGUCAUUGCAAGAAAAGAAAAUGUCUAUUUUACAAUUAAGAGUAAUACUCACAGGGGAGGGAAGUCUUGAUAAUUCCAAAGAAUCCUCACCUGCACCAGAUGCCAUUGAUGAAGAAGAUCAUCCUGAUCUAACCAAGUGUGAUCAAGAUUUAGUUGCUUGGUUACAACAGUUAAGAAUUGAUGCUGACUCUAUCCAGGCUGUUUGUGAUGAAGAGUAUACUCUGGAUGAUAUCCUUGAACUUGUUACUUGGCAUGACCUUCAGCAACUGAACAUUAAAGGUGGCAUUCGGUGUCGUAUAUGGCGAGCCAUUCUAGAGCACAGAACAAAGCCUCGGGAAAAUGGAUAAAUUCAAGUUGUGUUUUUUUUUUCUUUCUGCCUUAUUUGUACAUAACUCAUGAAAUAAAAUGUCUAUAUUUCAUUUGUGUAAAUAGCCCAAUAUAAUAUUUGAACAUUUUGUUGCAUUUGUUUGAAAUCUUUAUUUAUGCCAGUCAAACUUUUGACCAUUUGCUUCAAAGCAUAAUUUCAGUAAAAUAAAACUUCAGUAUUGAAAUUGUAGAAAAACAAUAUCAAUUGAAAUAAAAAUUCUUAGCAAUUUUUAUUAAGGAAGACAUAAUGUUUUGUUUUAGGUAAUGCUCAAUGUAUUAGGUAAUGUUAUCUUUACUUAUGACAUAAUGUUGCUGUCAUAAGAAAUAGAGCUGUAAUGUUAAUGAAAUGUAGCUGAAAGUAUUCUAGUUGAGCAAAUUUGAAUCUCAGUCCAAAACUUGUGUAUUAAAUUGGAUAAUGUUGCUUUAAAUUGAUAGACUUGAAAACAUGAGAUGAUCAGUUUAUUUGCCUAAUAGCUAAAUAAUACAUUUAGACUUGUAACAUUUCUUGCUGUUGCUUGUCAAUGUGUUAUUGAGUUGCAGAGCUCAUUUGUAUAAACUGCAGUGCUGGUCGUAUCAGUUGUGCUUGUUGAGGUUUUGUUGAAACUAAGCAAAUAUUGUUAACUAUUGUUUGUUGGUUGCAUUCUUGUUUUUAUUCUGUUCAUAUGUCCACCUCAAGUCUUGAAACUUUCCUUUCAUUGUUUGUAUUUAUAAGUACUGUACACAAAACGUCUUUCUCAUCUUGGUGGCCUCUGGGCUUAUGCUAGAUAUGAUAUAAAUAUUUAACUUGAUAUAAAUAAAGAUAUUAAGUUGUGUGCAUUAGUUUUGUGUUAGGUUAACUCCAAGAUGGUGGAAAUCCCUCAAAUCCUAGUCGGCUUUGUGUAAGAGGCUAAGGAGUCAAAUACUGGAGUUUCACAUAAGCUUAAACUUGACAAGGAAACUUGAAGAGUCAAACUUGUUUCAACUACCAAAGCUAAAUAUAGUUUCAGCAUAACAUUUCAGAAAUUAUAAAUUGGAGAUCCUUUACAUACUUAAUUGUAGGGCUUAUCUGAAGGCUUGGAAACCAGAUUCUGGCAGCAACAAUCACAUUUGGUCAUUUCCUAACCUGAAAUCUGUCAAAAGUUUCUUGUUGUCUCAACAUUCCUUCCGAUGCCUUCAUUAACUUCUGAUACCAUAGUUAGCUCACUAUCUAAAUAGUUUCACUUGUGCAGGGUAUACUAGACUUUCUGUGAUCCUUAAGUAAGAUAACUACAAAUAUUCUGAUAUAAGCUGUCAUCAGUUUUCAAAAUAAUUUCUUUUUCUCAUAUCAUUUUCUUUGAUUCAUACAGAAUUAGUGAUAUAGUAAUAAUAAACAACAUUCAUAGUACAUCUGUCCAGCCAUAAAAAAUGUUUCAUUUUCUUGUCUAUGUGUAAAGGAAAUGUACAGCACUUCUUUCUUUGUCUUGAUUUUACUUCCACUUGCCUAUAUUAAUCUUUGGUGCUUUAUUUAUGGAAGAAAGUUAAAUAAUCAAAAGUUCAAAAGAACAGAAAUAAUUUGAUUACCAUAAUUAAUUUACCUUAAGAUUUAUAGUUGAAUCAAGCAAAUUUCUUUUUGAUGUCUUUUAAAAACAAAAACUACCAACUUUUAGAUGAAUUUAUGGUGAAGAGAUUUGGUUGACUUGAAAUUAUGCUUUUGGAUUUCUGAACAAAUCUUUAAGAUGUAAAGCACCAUUUGACAAGUGAAGUUUCUUGAGUUUCACAUGGUAAGUUGUGAACACUCACUUUUUCUUCAGAUUGUGCAAAUUUAAGACUUUAUCGGGUAGAUUAGCUGACAAAUUCUCCACAUUUCAACAGGUCAUUUCCACAUUUAGUUUCAAAUACCAUUUUAAAUUUGUUUAGAAACUUUUUGAUGUAAAGACAACUAAAUGACAAAACAUUAAAAAUUUGUUUAGAAACUUUUUGAUGUAAAGACAACUAAAUAUUGAAACAUUUAAUUUUUGUGUAACCCUUUGCGUGUAUUGUGUAAGACUAUAAUGAUUGCUUCAACACAAACAUCACUUCACUGUUACCUUAGACACAACCCAUCACUCAGAAGAUUGGAGCCCAAUUCCUUUACCAAAUUAAGUCAAAUACUGCACUUUAUUUACUAUAAACAUCUCAAACUAGCAUUCAUUUAUUUUUUAAUACAAUGCCACCUUCAUUUUAACUUUCAUUUAUUUAAAUUAAUAGUAUGUUUUUAGGAAAAUUAAAUAAAUAUGUAGUUACUAAAAAAAAAUAAUCUAAUAGUGUUUUAUUUGAGUGAUGGCUAUUUAGGAUCUAAUCCAAUAUUUUCAAUAUCCUGCCUAACCUCCAUACAUUUGGUCAAAUUGGUCUUAUUACUUUUUAAAGAAAUUCAUUAUAAUUUGUUUUUAUCUGUGCAGUAAUUAAAAAUGGAGGACAGUUAAUUUAUUAAAACAAAUAAUAUUUUUUGUGUCCAAGAGAAAAGAUUUUUUUGUUAACAACUAUUCCCUGUACUAUCCCUUAAGGGUACUGGUAGUUGAUGCUGUCUGAGGUUACCAUAAAUGUAUUUUGUGUGAUCAGUUGUGGAGAAUAUUUAGUUCUUGGAAUAAUCAGCUGUAUUAAGACCUGGUCCUUGAUGUAAUCAGCUGUAGAGACUUGGUCAUCAGUGCUUCGCAUACUAAUAUUGCUAAUUCUUAUUUUAGGUAGAGUGAUGUUUAUUGGGUUUGCAGUAAGACACAUAUUUCAAUGUUGUUGAUGGAAUGUCCACAAAACAUUUUUGUGAUAUAUGCUUUUGAUUGAUUUAUACAUGAAAUAAUCUGUACAUAGCAGUUCUGUGUAGUUUUAGUCAAGUAUUUAGUGACAUGGUAUGCUGUUGGUAGUUUAAGCUUCCUGUUUGAGGUGGAGUGUCUUGUGGUGCUGCUCUUAUAAAUAUUAGCAACUGUGUGAAUCUUGAUACUGUUACUGUUAGUAUUAGACACUUUCUGUUGAGCCAAGGUUUAGUGCAUACAUUUGUUUAAAGAAUAUUUUUAUGCUUUUUUUGGCAGUGAUUUUUUUUUAAAUCUUGGCUUAGCUUCCCCCACCCCACCCUCCUUUUCAUCCCCCCUCCCAACUACAGACAAGGGAAGAAAGUUUUAAAUCAAUGGUAAUGAAUUUUAUUUCACUUGUCAAGUCUGCCAACUUUAUGGAAUUUGGCAGAAUAUAAGUCAUUGAUUAACAUGCAUGACUAGUUGGAUCUAGGGACAUUCGUAGGACAUAAUAGUAUUUUUUUUAAAGUAAUGUAUGUUAUUUAUAAGAUUAGUUCAAAAGCUUCCAUUAGCAACACUUUACAAGGGUUUCAGGAUGCCUGCUUACCGACUGCCUUCUCUCCACAAUUGAUAGACUUUGACCUGAAGGGUAGCGUUUGGUUUCAGCUCCACCAAAUUGUAUUCUUACUCUUGAAUGCUUAUGUGUUUACAAUGUUAGAUACAUACUUAAGCCAGUAGUAACCUAAUUUACAGCUACUGAUGACUCCAUAAUGUGUAACUUUUGAAAAUAUUUUAUUUAUGUCCAUUGUCUUGUAUGAACAAAGUAAACUAAAAUCUAUAUCUAAUAUAUUAACUGGUAUUGUUAACACUAUUUUUUUUUAAUACAAGAAUUUAUUUGUGUUAAAAAUCCUAUCCAUAAUUUAGAUCAUUUUUGUUAUUGUUAAAGGUGGUUAUUUCAUCAAAAUUUCUUAUUUUAUCACAUUUGCAAACACUUGCAAAGCUAAUAAAUAAAUGAUUUUAAUUGUUAAACUUUUUGUUAAUUGCAGCAAUUCAAAUUAAAAAUAUAAAUUUUAACAUUGUUUAAAAAAUAUAUGAUUUCUUGAAUGCAAGUGAUAGAUAUUCCAUCUGUAUGUGAUACUGAUUUCACUGAAUACAUUGCUUUGUAAAUAUUGACGAUGCAAUUUGGCUUGAAAAUAUUUGACUGAAAUUACUUUGUGUAUAUUUGUAAUGAUAUUAAACAUGUUUUGAAUAA
Biomphalaria glabrata is the source of this 8140-nucleotide messenger RNA. Its product is annotated as mitogen-activated protein kinase kinase kinase 15-like. Bases 157 to 4149 code for a protein of 1330 amino acids. Lineage: Eukaryota; Metazoa; Mollusca; Gastropoda; Planorbidae. Gene Ontology annotation, molecular function: protein kinase activity; ATP binding. The record is from RefSeq and is a predicted model, not a curated record. Gene Ontology annotation, biological process: MAPK cascade; protein phosphorylation. The transcript is spliced from 43 exons.